GCGGGCAGUGGCGUGCGGCCGCCGCAGCGAGCGCCGGCGGGAGCGGGUUCAGCCUCGGCUCGGGCUCGGCUCGGCUUCUCGCUCGGCUUCCCGCUGCCGCUCGCCAUGCCCGGCCCAUCCUCUGCACCGCCGGCUCCGAGCUGCUGAGCGGGCGGCGUUGGCGUGGACGCGGGGGGACCGCGGCUCCGGUGCCCGCUCCCGCCCGCCGCCGCCGCCGGGGCGCUCCGCCGGGAGCUGCCCGCAUGCGGACGGGCGGCCCCUGAAGCGAGCGGCCGUCGGGGCGCGACGCGGCGGCCGGAGGGGGCGGGUGCGGCGAUGGGGGCUCUCCCGGCGCUGCUGGGGGCUGCCUUGCUUUGGGCCGGCGCCGGCGCCCUCGUCAACCUCAAGUACUCGGUGGAGGAGGAGCAGCGGGCCGGCACCGUGAUCGCCAACGUCGCCAAGGACGCGCGGGACGCCGGCUUCGUGAUAGACCCCCGGCAGCCCACCGCCUUCCGAGUGGUCUCCAACUCGGCCCCCCACCUGGUGGACAUCAACCCCGGGUCCGGGCUGCUGGUCACCAAGCAGAAGAUCGACCGGGACCUGCUGUGCCGGCAGAGCCCCAAGUGCGUCAUCUCACUGGAGGUGAUGUCCAGUUCCAUGGAGAUCUGUGUGAUCAAGCUGGAGAUCAAGGACCUCAACGAUAACGCGCCCAGCUUCCCCACUGACCAAAUCGAGCUGGAGAUCUCAGAGACUGCCAGCCCCGGCACCCGUGUCCCAUUGGAGAGUGCCUAUGACCCAGACUCAGGCAGCUUUGGAGUGCAGAGCUAUCAGAUCACACCCAAUGACCUCUUUGGGCUGGAGACCAAGACACGGGGAGAUGGCUCUCGCUUUGCUGAGUUGGUGGUAGAGAAGAGCCUGGACCGUGAGACCCAGUCCCACUACAGUUACGUGAUCACGGCACUGGAUGGCGGUGACCCGCCCAACUUUGGCACAGUGGAGCUUAGCAUCCGCGUCAUUGACUCCAAUGACAACAACCCACUCUUCGAGGAACCGGCCUACACUGUCAGCGUGCCUGAAAAUGCCCCACCGGGUACACCGGUCAUCCGCCUCAACGCCUCUGACCCCGAUGAGGGGACCAAUGGGCAGGUGCUCUACUCUUUCCACAGCUAUGUCUCCGACCGGGCUCGAGAACUCUUCCAGAUCGACCCUCAGAGCGGCCUCAUCACAGUCAGUGGUGCCAUUGACUAUGAGGAGGGACAUGUAUACGAGCUGGAUGUGCAGGCCAAGGACUUGGGACCUAACUCCAUCCCUGCCCACUGCAAAGUGACCAUCAGCGUGCAGGAUGCCAAUGACAACCCUCCCCUCAUCAACCUUCUCUCUGUCAACAGUGAGCUGGUGGAGGUGAGCGAGAAUGCCCCUCCGGGGUAUGUCAUUGCCCUGGUGCGGGUCUCAGACCGUGACUCAGGGGCCAAUGGACGUGUGCAGUGCAAGCUGCUGGGCAACGUGCCCUUCCGGCUGCAGGAGUAUGAGAGCUUCUCCACCAUCCUGGUGGAUGGGCGUCUGGACCGUGAGCAAAGGGACCAGUACAACCUCACCAUCCAGGCCAAGGACAAUGGUGUCCCCUCCUUGCAGGCUACCAAGUCCUUCACUGUCAAGAUCACCGACGAGAAUGACAACCACCCUCACUUUUCCAAGCCCUACUACCAGGUCAUCGUGCAGGAGAACAACACCCCGGGGGCCUACCUCCUCUCUGUGUCAGCAAGGGACCCUGAUCUGGGCCUCAAUGGCAGCGUCUCCUACCAGAUCGUGCCCUCCCAAGUCAGGGACAUGCCUGUCUUCACCUAUGUCUCCAUCAACCCCAACUCUGGAGAUAUCUAUGCUUUGAGGUCCUUCAAUCAUGAACAGACCAAGGCCUUUGAAUUCAAAGUCUUGGCAAAAGAUGGGGGCAAUCCCUCUCUGCAGAGCAAUGCCACAGUCAGGGUGAUCGUCCUGGACGUCAAUGACAACACCCCAGUGAUCACGGCCCCACCGCUGGUCAAUGGGACCGCGGAGGUGUACAUCCCCCGGAACGCAGGAGUUGGCUACUUGGUGACAGUGGUCAAGGCAGAUGACUAUGAUGAGGGUGAAAAUGGCAGGCUUUCCUAUGAAAUGGUGGAAGGAGACAGAGGAUUUUUUGAGAUAGACCAGGUCAAUGGAGAGAUAAGGACCACCAGAGCCUUUGGGGAGAAUGCCAAGACAGCCUACGAGCUGAUCGUGGUGGCUCAUGACCAUGGAAAAACAUCCCUGUCGGCCUCUGCCUUGAUUUUGAUCUACCUGUCCCCAGCCCUGGAUGCCCAGGAGUCCAUAGGAUCUGUUAACCUCUCCCUGAUUUUCAUUAUUGCCCUGGGGUCUAUUGCAGCCAUUCUUUUUGUCACCAUGAUCUUCGUGGCAGUAAAGUGCAAAAGGGAUAACAAGGAAAUCAGGACCUAUAACUGCAGAAUCGCAGAGUACUCCUAUGGGCAUCAGAAGAAAUCAAGCAAGAAAAAGAAAAUCAGCAAGAACGAUAUCCGCCUGGUUCCGCGCGACGUGGAGGAGACGGAUAAAAUGAACGUUGUGAGCUGCUCCUCCCUCACAUCGUCCCUCAACUACUUCGACUACCACCAGCAGACUCUGCCACUGGGCUGCCGCCGCUCCGACAGCACCUUCCUCAACGUGGAGAGCCAGAACAGCCGCAACGCCGGCUCCAACCACAUCUACCACCACACCUUCACGGGGCAGAGCCCCCAGCAGCCCGACCUCAUUAUCAACGGGAUGCCGCUGCCCGAGACUGAAAAUUACUCCUUUGACUCCAACUAUGUGAACAGCAGAGCUCAUUUAAUAAAAAGCAGCUCCACGUUCAAGGACCUGGAGGGAAACAGCCUGAAGGACAGCGGCCACGAGGAGAGCGACCAGACUGACAGUGAGCACGACGUGCAGCGCGGCCUCUACUGUGACACAGCUGUCAACGACGUGCUCAACACCAGCGUGCCCUCCAUGGGCUCGCAGGGCCCCGAGCCAGAGUGAAGCUGAUCGCUGUAUUAAUUCUCGAUAGAGUCUGUUAAAUGGCCGUAGUUAACCCUGUAAGACUCUGCGAGCAGGGGAACGCAGAGGUCACCUACCCAUUCCACACUGCCAGCCACGCUAAUUGGAGAGGGAUGGCAUCCGCAGUGAUAAUGUAUUUCCAGGCAACCCUACUGUGGCCAAAGAUGAAAAAAAUUAAACAUUUAUAUAACUGUACGGUGGCAGCUUAAUUCUCUGAGGACCAGUGCUGUGUCAGAGAAUGCAGGCUGAUAGCUAUCAUUUAUUAUUCUUCUAUUACAAAGAAAUGCUUUUUCAUUUCGAUCAGGAGAGGGUUUCCUCAGACGCGUUUGCAGUAAGGGACGACUGUAGAAGCAAAAAAUGUUCAUAAUUGAUUCUUGUCCUGACGAAUAGUCUGAGCAACAUCUGUUAAUUUUUUGUCACAUUUCUUCAGCAAAAAAACCCCAAUCUCAAUAGACUGCAGAUAGGGUUUUACAGAGAUUACAUUGCUGAUAAGUCUGCGGGCUGUCUGUGUUGCACACCAGGUAACAAUGCAGAGAAUUUAAAAAGGAGUUGGAGGCAGAGCUUUUUGGAGGAGUUACAAAGGAAGUAAAUUUGGUCCAAUCCAUUGCAAUGAGAAAUCCCUAUUGCAUGUAAAACAUCCCCGAAAGAACAAGGAACGUUUCCAGAAGGAAACUUCCAAAGGCAAACCAGGCGUCUGUCCCGCUCCUCAGUCCCAUGACAGGCAGGGGGGUGCUGCAGGGACAGCCCCAGAGCACCAGCUCUGUGUUGCCAUCUGACUGGACUUGCAGACAGGGAGGUGAGCAGUCACUGGCUCAGGAGAAAAGGUUAAAGAGAAUAUUUUCUAAGUUGAUUUGUCAAGCAGGGGCUGUAUAAAAUAAUCAGGAAAAUCAAGACACUCAGACAACGGUGAUAGCAGCGGUUCCCACAUAAUGAAAGUGAUGGUUUUGGCAUGAUAAUUUUUACCCAAUUUCAGACUGGCAAUGCGGGGGCAGGAAGGAGACAGCUCAGUAUCCAUGGUAGGGACACCCAGGAUGCAGGCUGCCUGCCUCCCUGAGCGUGCUGUGGGAUGCCUUUCAUAUAACCCAAAGGAGACAUUGGGGUUUGUCACCUGGUCCUAAUGAUGCCCUGCCUGGCAUCCCACUGAGAUGCCCUGGGCUUGGGCCUCUGCUCGUAACACCAUGAGUCAUCAGGGGAGAACUUUCAGGCUUUGUCCAGAUAAUCUGGGAAUCUUUUUAUCUGCUCUGUGGGUAAUGAUGAGGCUCUGUGGCCUCUGCUGAGGCUGGCCGCUGGCUGGCACAAAUCUUUGCAGCUCAGUGACGUCUUGAUUUGAAGCCUAUUAAUGAAGAUGGUCCCUCCAUGCUGGCAUCAGGGGUUAGCAUGGACCAGUAUGGGCAGUUUUCAUUUACUGAGGUGCUGAAUUUCCUGCAGAAAAGAGUAGGAAUGGGUGAAAAUUCCUUUAGCGUUCUUAAAAUCAGUCUCUAGAGCUUGGAACUUGGUCUUACAAGGCUUUUGGACUUGAGUGGGGAAGAAAGGAAGGUUGGUUUUGUACAUUAUUAUUGAUAUGACAGUGAUGUUCAGACACAGCUGGUUUCCCACCACCACUGGACCGGAGUGGGCUUCACUGCUUCCGUGUCAGUCUCUCUGGUAGGAACCUUUUCUCUUCCUCUUGGAAAUGACCUGGAUUUCCAGAAAAAUGGCAAACUGUCAUGUGAAGGGUGCUGAGCUUAAGUGGGCGGCAGCAGGUCAUCAGCAAUAGUGCCUGGAGCUCAGCCACGUCGCCUGGUUUAAAAGUCGGACUUCUGCCCAGUCCCUCUUUACCUCAGGAUCUUAAUUAUUGAUUACAAAUUCAUCAGUUGAAAAGAUUGCUUUAAUUGCUCUAAUAUGUACCCAAUUUGGACUUCAUUAUUGCGCAGGGUUGUUUUCCUUCCCCUGCUAAUUGAUACCAAAUGGGACAUUCAGGAAUACGGGCACUGGGCGCUGCUCCACCUUCCACAAUUGCUUGGCUGCUGGUUAAUUGUUUGUUUAUUUGUGGAGGUGUUUAUGUGCACUUUUUUUGUAACUCUUUUGUUACCCUCAGCUGAACUUUCCCAUGGAUUUGUAUGAAUAGAUUUGGAAAGCAUCUGCUGGAUGUCAGCAAGGUUUCGUGUUGGCUGGAGAAGGCUGCAGGAGGGUCUGGAGAAAUUCUGGGGUGCCCUUUGUAUCUCGGCCAAUUUUACUGCAGUAGGUACUGGAUUUCCUCCAAGGCCAAUCCAGGAGGACUCAGAGAGUCCUGGUGCAGUAAUUGCUGCAUGGUGCCAACAAGGGCAGAGGUGGAGGACGUAGGAGCUUCACCACCAGGUUUGAAGCUCCUGCUGCCUGUUCCUGCCAGCGACGUGGGGAAAUCUCAGCGUGCAUCAUUCUCCAGCACUGCAGAGUGUGGUGCUGCUUUUCCCGUAAGUGGCAGCACGGACCAGAUGUUUCACAGGGUAAUUGAAAAUUCCAUUUUAUCAGAAAGCAUUUGCUGUCAAAAAGUUUUAUCUUUACUUCAACAAAGAGGUUGAUUAGAUCCCUCAGGACCUGAAUUAGCAUCUUUGAGGCUAGAUAGUCUGUUUUGUGAUUCAGGUAGUUAUUCCUCCCUUGGUUUUGCUCAUACUGGGACUUUUUUUUUCAAUGCCUUUGCCCUCUUCCAAACAUUUCGUUUGUGCAAGUUUAGCUUGUUUUCUUUCUGUGGAAGUGUGCAGUCACAUAGGUCUGCUUAAAUCUUUUCUGCUGCCUUUUUCACCUUGCCUUGAGCCAGAACCAUACCUGUGCUCUAUAAGUCAUAGAAGCUCUUGCCAGUGUACAGCUCAGAAAGGAACUGUUUCAAAUGUGUGUUUAUAAUGUUAGAAGCAACAGAUUUCAAACUUAUCUUAAUUCCCAGUCAUGGCCAGUAUUUUUAUCAUUAAUUGUGAAAAAUUAUUGACCCAAUGAAGCAGCGAUUCACUGCUUAAGAUAAAAAUAGAAUCCAAAGGAAAAUGCAGGAAUGAUAAACACACACUAAUCAUAAAAAGGCAGUGUUAGAAGUAGUCACUGCAGCCAUAAAAAAGAGAAAAGCUUUAAAAUCAAAGUUUGGGGGUUUUUAAGCAAUGCUUUAUGUCGGUAAUGUGUCUCUUCAGGGAACUGCUUCUAAAAGCAUCACUUUCAUUCUUCUGGUGCCAGAUCAGCAGUAAAGGUUGGCAUGAAAUGUCAUCAGUAAAGACCUGAUCCUGCAUACAUUUACACAUUUGAGUAACUUUGCUCACAAAGGUAGUUUAAUUGUGUCUGGGUCUGAUAAACUCCAGCAAGAUGAAGGGUUCUUUGAGUAGAAAUGGGUUAUAUUUAAAUGCUUAUGUUAAGUCUUCUUUAUGCUAUCGCAUAGCGUAGAAGUAGGCUUGAAUGUAAAGGAGAGCUGGGCACUUGAUAUUCACGAAACUUUUCAUGCUGGUUUCAUCCCUAAUUAUUCAGAUACAUUGUCAUUUAGUGGAUCGGGUUUUAUCUAGAAUAUUCCAAUUGGUUCUCAUCUCCAUAGUAUCUGGUGCAUUUCAGCCGUGAAGUGAGAACAUGGCUAAUGGUAUUAACUGUAGGCAAACACAGUUAUUAGAAACUGCUGAUUUUGAAAUUAAUUUCCAGCAAUCAUUCCACCGUCAACUCCCUUUUAUUCUGCAGAAACGCAAUAGAGCUAAUAUGAAGAUGAAGACCCAGGUGACCUAUUUUAGGGCUUUGGCAGUUCAGAGUAGGGCUGCUUUCCUCUGGAAGUUUAUAAAAAUUAAUAACAUACCUAUUUCCUUAUAUUCAUAUAUGCAGCACAAGACGUGUAGUAUAACAUUGCAGUGUGAGUGACAGCACAUCCCUUAAGAUGGAUAAACGCUGUAAGCUUUCUUUACAGGACAACGCCUGUUAUUACAGCCUUUCUGAUUUCUGUAUUAUUGCAUAGAUCUUCAGUGUAACAGACUAAGUAAGCUCAGUGGUACUCCUACAAUGGCCAGCAUGGAGGGAGCAGUCAGCUUUUCAAAAUACUCUGAAACCCCUGAGAAGGAUUUUUAUGGAAAGUGGUAAGCUGGGCUUUAGGAUAACAAAAGGAGAUGAUUGUCUUAUGAGCCCCAUGCUUUUAAACGAUUGCCUGUUGAGCAUCUCAGCCUGCUCUGGCAAAAGCCUUGCAGAAGCACAGAAGCUGGGACAGCUCAGGGUGGUGCUGGCCUGGUUGUUGCUGAUCCCUGAGAGCCAGGCAUUGGCUUGGGCUGGCCCACUGAUGUGUUCCACUGCCCCUACCACCACGUUGUAAGGUCCCUUGUAGCCCACUCCGUUCUGUGGUUAUGCAGGGCAGACAUCACUCAAGAGAUUUAACCUGUGCACUGCAUGUGUGGCAGGCAUGAAUGGUUCCAUGUGUUCCUUCUUCUCUAGGCCCAUAACUCUGUAGCUUUUCAAUUUGUCUGAGUGCAUCUUAGAAGAGUCCUCUGUCGACAUUGGUGGUGGGGCAGGGCUGACACUGGUCAUGUCCAGGGAAGCAAAUGAAAGCCAAUCCCCUUUGUACAGCAACAGAACUAAAUAGCAAACAGAUGUGCAACCUCCUUUGUUCACACAGGAAACGUUAUCUUAUAUCCUACGCUCCUGGCACUCUUUCUUCAGCUUUUUUAGGUUCAUUCCUUUAAAGAUGAUUCUUGCAACGCCUCCAUCGCUGCUGUUUCUCAGCCAGGGUCACACAAGUUAUAACCUCUAGAUGCUUGAGUCCUUUCUGUGUAAGCACAGCAAAUACUCACCAGAUGUGAACAUUCUGGCAACUUAGAGAGGAAAAUUAAAACUUGGAUCCACGCCCUGUUGUGUAGGUUUGUAAUGGAUGAACAAUCAGUCCAGGAAGUUGGAGUGUUUCUUGGGUUUUGUUGUCUUUUUUAAUGAGAUUUUGCUCAUUGUAGUUCUUGCUCACCUUUGUUUCUUACUGGGUGACUGGAGAACGAUUAGUAGGAGAUGUGAAAGAGUGAUAUUUCUGAUUGUUUCAACUUUGCGUGUGCUUGGUUUUGUUAAGCACUCCAAAACUCAGGUCUGGAGCUGGAGUUCAGCUGAAGGACGAGGCAGUGCUAACCUGCUUCCCUGACUCUCCUGGUGCAUCCUAUUCCAAAAGCACUGCACAAUACUUAGAUAUUCAAAUAUUUUAAGAUGCAUAAACAACUCAGUGCAGCUUGCAGCUUCCUUUUCCCCUAUAAACAAGCCAAAAAAAGCUCCUCUGGGCUUUUUUUUUUUUCUUCUUUCCCUUUGACAGUAACUUCUAAGGAAACCAUUAACUCUUUCUGUCUCACAGCAGUUAAAGUUAGUAAUGGUCGAGGUAAUGGCCAUCACAUUUAACAGUGAGGAAGGUAUACGAAUAAAAACCAACCUUCUGCUAACACAGCAAGUGAGCACUUCCCGAUCUCCUCCUGUAAUCAAUCUACAUCGUUAAUGACUCUGAAAACAGACUGAACUGCUGGGGCUGGCACUGGGAAACUUGCAUUACAACUAACCAUCUCUUAUUAACCUUUUGGUGUUUCCCUCGCAACACUAAUUACAGCCAAAUAGAACUACUGUUUGUGAAACUCUUAAGUUAAAACACAACGUUCGGAGGAAAUAUGGUAAAAUCUGAAGCUCCUGUUUGCGUGGCCUUUCUUUUUAAUUAUGAUGGAGGAUGGCUGUUACUUGUUUAACAGAGGCUUACAUGAUUAAUGCCGUAAUGUUACUGUAAUUAAAACAGCAAAAAAGAUGUGAUUGGAGUCUGUAUAAUUUACAGACAUCUCCACAUUCUGGUGGCAGAGCAGCUCUAAGUGUUGCAAAGAGGAAUCAUAAAAAUUUAUUCUAAUUAAAAUUGCCAGAUUGACUAAACAACAGGUGACUUAUGUAACUCGAGCGACUUGCUCUUUGGGUGAGAAAUCAUCUGAAAUCAGUGAAUUAUACAAAGCUGUCUAUUAUUCUAGUAAAUGGGAAAGUGUGUGCUUACCAUGGCAACCUGCAUCAAUUUUGCUGCCGCUGGAAAAUACAGGGCCCUUUAUUAAAGGAAUAAUCACUGCAAACAGUGCACUGACCCUCGGCCCCCGCAGGCUGUUGGUACACGGCAUCGCGUUAGCGCAGAUCGUUACAGGUCGCAAGCAAUUGCUAUCAAAUUAAAUAACUCCUGGUGUAUCACAACAUGAAGGGGUGACGUGGGCAGAGCGCCGCUCCUUGUCCCCAUUUGGGCUCACGGAUGGUGAGGACAUCCCCACUCCUUCCCCCACAAGGCUGUUGGCUUUUCCAGUGGUGCCCUCAAGCUGUCCCCAUUCCUUGGCAACAGGAUGAUGAGGUGUGAGGUGUGGGGCUGCAGCACAGCUGGCUCCCUUUGGGAUGAGCUGGGUAACUAUUCUUUCCCUCACUAGUGACAAAAUCACUGCAAAUAGCUUUAAAUGCGCCAUAAAGAAAAGUCGCAGUCCUAUCUCCACUCGGACCACUUAGUUACAACAGCAUCACUUACAGAGUGCCUUAGCAAAGGGGCCCACUGUUUUCUGGCAUGAGGCGUACAUGGUGAGUGUCUGAAGUGCUCCGGUGCCAGCGGAUUAUGACUGCAGGGAGGCAUAGCACAGGGUUUGUAUGCAGGUUGUUUUACUAAAUGAUCUACGCAAUAAUGUAUAAGUCAAAACUCGGUAAUAAUUGGCACCAAACAGCCAAGAGAACUUGCAGCUUUUAUCUGUCUUAAGGGAAGUGCUGCCACUCAAAGCUCUUCAGUGCUAUAUUUUAUUUCUUAUACAGCAUAGAUGAAUGUAAGUGAGUAGAUUUUUUUAAAUAGGUCACAGAAUUAUUAAAAAGUUUUGCAGCUUUUCUUUGCUGCAGAUGUGCAGUGUGCUGGGAAUGGAGCCUGGCCAAGCCCUGGCUGGUGCUGCAUUGCCUUCACUUUUAUAUCUGCAUCUACAACAGAAGUCCUUUGUAGCAAAUAUAUUGUUGAUAUAUAAGAACCACAAUGUAUGUAAUCACAGUGAGCAUAAUGUGGCCCCAUUUUUGCUGACUAUCCGUAAUAGUGAUGAUAAACAUCCCCUCUCCCUGCAUCAGUUCUGUUAGUGUUUCUAUUUUUUUUUCAGCAGAAGUCUUUAUUUUUGUUCCAUUUUCCGUAUUUUCACCCUCUUUCAAGUGUGGAGAAUCACUGGCUUUGUAACCAGCUUCAUUAGCUGCUUGCACAUUGUGUUUCAUUACCGGUGCCCGCGGAUGGCUCCGAGUGACAGUGCACAGCAGCAGGCGACUGACUGCCACCGCUGUGUCACUUCACAUUUGGGCAGAGACGGUUGUGCUGGGGGUGUGGAGGUGAAGUCAGGUCAGGGCGGGUUGAGUCCCAGUGCUUGGGUUGUCAAUAGGAGAAAACUGUAGUGUGUGGAAUGGCUGGCUGUAGUGAAGGCAGGGCGUUAUCCUGGAGGAGUUCUGGGGUUAAAAUGGGUCCCUGUAGGAAAAGGAGAAAAUUGAACCAAAGAAAAAAAAAGAUUAAAAAAAAAAUGUCUGAAUUGAAGCGAUAGGAAAUGAAAAUUGCUGAGAUAUACUGUCAUGUGGGUAGUGGUGCUACCAACCUUGUGCUGCAGUAAUUACCUCUAUGCAUGCAAUUUGUGCUCGGCUACGAAUGAUUUCCCACAUCAUCCGGUGCCCAGGCUAUAUUCAAUCAGUCCCAGCUGGAGAAAACUAUCUUGGAUCAUUUUGUGAGAUUUCACCACAGAUGCUACCUUGCAUCUUACGGAAGCACUUGGGAACUGGAAGCCACAAAACGUCCCUGGCACCCGCGUGUGGGUGUGGGGAUGUCUCAGGAGGCUGCCUGCAGCCAGGAGGGCUCUGCUGGAUGGAGGCAACUCCUUCAGCAGGGUGCUGGGGGGGGUCGCAGCAAGCAGCCCUGGCCCAUCCGAGGGAGGGGGCCUUGCUCUGCUGAGUGCAUGAUGGAGAGAGUAGUUAUACCACAUUAAAGUGGUAGGUGAAGGAGGGUGAGGAACAUUGGUUGGAGUUUUUGUGAGAAGCCUAAGGGAGUAGGUGUCCGCACUGACUGCAGACCAAAAUAGGUCUGGCACUUGGUUCCUCUGGCUGCUUUAGAAAUGUCACCUUCAUUAAAGAUGUACAGACUUCUCUAAA
Coturnix japonica (Japanese quail) is the source of this 11130-nucleotide messenger RNA. It is a transcript of the gene PCDH19, whose product is annotated as protocadherin 19. Gene Ontology annotation, cellular component: plasma membrane. Gene Ontology annotation, molecular function: calcium ion binding. The record is from RefSeq and is a predicted model, not a curated record. Lineage: Eukaryota; Metazoa; Chordata; Aves; Galliformes; Phasianidae. Gene Ontology annotation, biological process: homophilic cell-cell adhesion.